Molecule: messenger RNA, 3089 nt
Organism: Chenopodium quinoa (quinoa)
Lineage: Eukaryota; Viridiplantae; Streptophyta; Magnoliopsida; Caryophyllales; Amaranthaceae
Product: DEAD-box ATP-dependent RNA helicase 17-like
Exons: 10
Coding region: 402-2570 (722 amino acids)
Biological process (GO): ribosome biogenesis
Cellular component (GO): nucleus
Molecular function (GO): nucleic acid binding; RNA helicase activity; ATP binding
Source: RefSeq, a predicted model, not a curated record
GAGUCGUGUCGACUUCGUGUUUUCUCUCAGUAACUCCGUGUAUGUGUCGUGCUGGUUUCGGUCAUAUUGUCAUGUCGUGUCAGAGAUUGCCAGCUCUAGAUGAGAGUAGAAAACUUUUAAUGCAAAAGAGAGACGGGAAAAGAAAACUUAAUGCUUGCACUUUUUUUUUUUUUUGAAGAAUAAUGCUUGCACCUCACACUACACACUUUUCACCUUAUGGAAGGAUGGUUAGUCCCUCCAUCUCCCCCCAAGUGGCUGGGGGUUCGAUCCUCAUCCCCCAUUUUCUUGUGAUAGGGUGGGGUACCCCCCGUAUCUUACCGCAAAAAAAAAAAAAAUUAAAUAAUUUGAUAAUGCAUUUUUUUUCUGGAAAUAUUAGACAGUUAUAUUUUAAUAAGGAGUAAAUGAAUACGGAGUAUUCCGUAAUAUCAUUCACCGGCAUUAUUAAGGGAAAGCACUCGACUAACUUCGACUUUUUCGAAAAAAGAAAUCUAAAACCUCAAUUGUCCCGCUACUCCCUAGUUGGAGUUAAACCCCCGGAAAGCCAUAGUGCCAUACCGAUAAACCCUCUUCCUCUUCAUUGCAUACACUCGCAUAUUCAAUUUCAGCCCCCACUCAAAAACAUCUUAAACACAAAAAUGAAGAUUACCGAGAAAACUCCCAAGCAACAACAACCUAAAACCAAAACAAUGAAGAUUACCCAGAAAAUUUCGAAGCAACAGCAACCUAAAACCACAAAAAUGGAGGUUACCCAGAAAACUCCGAAGCAACAACAACCUAAAACCAGCGACAAUAUCUUCGCAUCAUGCUCAUUCUCCAGCCUUGGCCUCGAAUCUUCCUUAUGCAACCAACUCCAAGAGAGGUUGGGGUUCGAAAAACCUACUCAAGUUCAAGCUAAAGCAAUUCCUGUUAUAUUAUCUGGCUGCCAUGUACUUGUUAAUGCAGCAACUGGAACGGGUAAAACUAUUGCGUAUUUGGCUCCAAUUAUUCAUCACUUACAGGCAUACCAGCCUCGAAUUCAGAGGGCUGAUGGUACUUUUGCGUUGGUACUUGUACCUACGCAUGAGUUGUGUACACAGGUUUAUGAAACUCUACAAAAGCUUCUGCACCGAUUUCAUUGGAUCGUUCCAGGAUACCUAAUGGGAGGUGAAAAUAGGUCAAAAGAAAAGGCGAGGUUGCGAAAAGGUAUAUCUAUACUUGUUGCAACUCCUGGCCGCCUUUUGGAUCACUUAAAGAACACAUCAUCGUUCUUGUAUUCUAAUUUGCGCUGGUUGAUUUUUGAUGAAGCGGAUAGGAUACUAGAAAUGGGGUUUGGUAAAGCAAUUGAAGAAAUACUUGAUCAUUUUGGCUCGAGGCAAAGCGGGUCUAAUGAUAAAGAAAGUGGGAACUCUAGAAAAUUUGAGUUUCAAAGGCAGAAUCUGCUCUUAUCAGCUACUUUAAAUGACAAGGUCAAUCAUCUUGCUAAUAUUAGUUUAGAAAAUCCAGUUAUGAUUGGUCUUGAUGAAAGGGAGCUCCAUCAAAAUUCGUCUUCCAAGCAUUUAGGAUCUGAGGAUGAAGCAGAACACAUUGAGAAAGUUAAAGACUUCAAUGAAGAUUAUAACCUCCCUUCUCAACUAACACAGAAAUAUGUCAAAGUGCCAUGUGGUUCACGGCUUGCAGUUCUUCUUUCUGUUCUCAAGAAUCUUAUUGAAGGACAAGCUACCCAAAAGGUGGUUGUCUUCUUCUCGACUUGUGAUGCUGUGGACUUUCACUACGAACUUUUUAAGGAGUUUCAGUGGCUGCCUAAUUUUGCAAAAGAAACCAAAGAGAAGAAGCUAUUUUUGAAUUGGGAGAUUUUCCACUUACAUGGGAACAUGGAGAACAAUGAGCGGAAAACUACAGUUUCUUCCUUUAAAGCAAAAAAAUCUGCUCUUCUCUUAUGUAGUGAUGUUAUUGCUCGAGGCUUGGACGUCCCUGAAAUUACAUGUAUUAUACAGUAUGAUCCUCCUGGAGAGGCCACUGAAUAUGUUCAUAGGGUUGGUAGAACAGCUCGUUUGGGCCAGAAGGGAGAUUCUUUAUUAUUUCUGCAGCCUAUUGAAUAUGACUAUUUGCAAGAGUUGGAAAAACAUGGUGCCUUGUUAACAGAGUAUCCACUGCAAAAGGUAUUGGAUAGCUUCCCAUUGUACGGUCAGAAGCACUUCUCAAGGAAGUUUGUAUCAAUUGAAAUGCAUCCCUGGCUAAUAGGUCUACAGAAGGCUCUCGAGGGAUUUAUUACCUCUCAGUCAAAGUUGAAGACAAUGGCUCAGGAUUCAUUUGUUUCUUGGAUCCGAGGAUACACAACCCGUAGAGGAGAGCUAAGAAAGAUAUUUGUGAGGCAGAAACUCCAUUUGGGUCAUGUUGCUAAAAGUUUCGCUUUGAAAGACCAGCCCUCUUUGGUAGGGAAGUCGGUACACAAUCAGAUAAAAAAGAGGAAGAAGGGUGAGCUGAUAAAAAAGAAGAAGAAAGAGCAGAUAAAAAAGAGGAAGAAGAUUGAGGAGAAGCUGACAGGAGUCACAGGACAGAGGAAGAAGAGGAGGGUCACUGUUAAUACAUAAAUGUCGAGUGAAAGGACGUACGGUUGUAAAUCUUCUUCAUCUUUCUGUUGACAACUCUGCAUAUAAUGCAAAUACAUGAAGACAAUUAUGGGGCAUGUGAUAUGUUUGGUGAUUUGGUCAAGACCCACCCCAAGUGGUAAGAGGUCCGUUUCAUUUAACUUAUCUUUCCCAAUUUAAAGCUUCUUGGUUGGCUUCGAAAAUGAUUGUCCCAAGUUCCAAAAGAUACUUUCAAGUUUCAACCCAUUUAUCACCCUCGGCAUCUUCCUUGAAGUUUUUGUCCUUUGAUGGAUCUAUCUGGUAACUCACCCGUCACUAGACCAAAAAAAAGCCACGUACGGUAUAUUGUGGCUCUCUGGGGUUUGGUAACCCUUGCUCAUCCACUCGACAUUGAUAUAUCACUUGCAGUUAAUCUAAAAGUUUAUAGCACUAGUCAUACGAUUUAAUCCAUCUAAUUUUGUUUUGGAAAGUGAAAAGGACUACACAUACUCAGGGGAAAAGUCUUUAAACAUCUAUUUAUUA